This is a messenger RNA of Anguilla rostrata (American eel), 2194 nucleotides long. RefSeq names its product pyroglutamyl-peptidase I (gene pgpep1). The record is from RefSeq and is a predicted model, not a curated record. Gene Ontology annotation, molecular function: pyroglutamyl-peptidase activity. Gene Ontology annotation, biological process: proteolysis. Lineage: Eukaryota; Metazoa; Chordata; Actinopteri; Anguilliformes; Anguillidae. The transcript has 5 exons. Gene Ontology annotation, cellular component: cytosol. Bases 192 to 815 code for a protein of 207 amino acids.
ACACGCAGCCUAUCAAGGAAAGAGCGAGGAAGACGGAGAAAGAGAAGGGGCAAGUGGAACUAAACCGGUUGCCGUCAGAAAAAGUGAAGAGACAGGGCGAAACCCUUUGCACGGGCGGAAGGACGGGCGGAUCUCCUGUUACAUUAUUGUAGAUAACGCAGGUUAUUCGAAACAGUUACCACUGGACGACCAUGAAUAAUAGUAAGAGGACUGUUAUAGUGACAGGUUUUGGGCCCUUUGGAGAACACUCUAUCAAUGCCAGCUGGGUGGCAGUACAGGAACUGAAAAAACUGGGGCUGGGCCAUGAUGUGGACCUGCACGUGUACGAGGUGCCUGUAGAGUACCAGACCGUCCAGAGCCUGGUGCCAUCGCUAUGGAAACAGUACCAUCCACAGUUGGUGGUGCACGUAGGGUUGUCAGGGAUGGCAACCACCGUCACCUUGGAGAAGUGUGGCCGCAACCACGGUUACAAAGGCCUGGACAACUGCAGCUUCUCCCCCGACACUCAGUGCUGCAUCGACGGGGGACCUGACUGCAUCGACUCCAUUAUCGACAUGGACUCUGUGUGCAAGAGGGUGACUGCCGCAGGUCUAGGGGUGGCUGUUUCUGUGUCCAAGGAUGCUGGCCGGUACCUGUGUGACUACACCUACUACACGUCACUGUACCUGAGCCGCGGACGCUCGGCCUUCGUGCACGUGCCCCCGCUGGGGAAGCCGUAUAGCGCCGAGGACCUGGGCCGGGCUCUGCAGGCCAUUGUCCACGAGAUGCUGGACCUGCUGGACCAGGCCGAGAACAAGAUCCACUGCCAGCACUGACGCUAAGCCACCUGCAGCCACCACACAGCAAAAGCCAGCUCCCAGACAGACCCACCCCUGGCCCCCCAAGAGGGAUUGUACUUAAACACAACCAGCCAGACAGAGCUAAUGACUCCCUCCCUCAGGCUCACCCCACCCCCUCCCCCCACACACACACACCUCACCGUCCACACAUUCUCAAACAACCCCUCUGAGAGAGAGGACCAAUAGGGUUGGAGGACUGGAGUGAGAGAGGGAGGGAGUGAUGGGAGAGAUUCAGUUUGGUGCGAACGUGCCCGUCGGUGAUGAGCGAGGAUGCCGCACGGGAGGGGAUGGUUAGACCAGCGGGUACCACAGGAUGGAGAACAGUUGGAACUCGCGGCAGCAUGGUGGGCAGGAGGCCCAGUAGUAUAUCUGGCGAGAGUGCAGUUGGAGGGACGUCAGUGUGUCAGCAUGGUACAGUAACACACUUAUCACAGAUUCAGGCCCCUCUGAGUCCUCCCAUUAUUAUUCAACCUACAAACCCAAUCUUAUUUAUUUCUCUGUCAUUCUUCAAAUUAUUAUCUCAUUUAUUUACCAGCAUUUUCAUUUUUUGUCUCAUUGAACAGUUUUAUCUUCGAUUAUUUAAAAAAAAAUCAUUUAUUGAAGCCACAAAUAUAAGGUGCCAAUAGAAUUAUUGUGGAAAUACAGUUAACUGUGAUAUAUUGUACGCUCAGAUUUGCUGACUUGGUUUUUAAUGAGAUUUGGAUUCAGUGUGGACAUGUUCAUUUCCCACCUGUGGAAACAUUUUAAAGUGGAGGGUAAUAGUGAAAGCUCACUACUUUCAGGCCUACGGUGCUCCAAAUUUAUUUAAAAAAAUUCAGAGAACAAGCAAAGUAUCUUAAUAUUAAAUACUGCAUCUAAAGCCUUUCAACCCUUAACUUCUUUUAUUUUGACUAAAACCAUGACUGGUUUUGUGAACCCAAGUCCUUUUCUUGAUACAAAUAGUUGAUGUGCUUUUAAUGUGAAACCCUAACUUCUGCUGUUUUACAUAAGGAAUACUGAUACUUCUGACAUUCUUUUUUUCUUUAUAAGAAGCUAUGCUGUACCUUCUGUUGCUAAGGUUAUUUAUGUCAUGUCGCUGGUUUGCUCUUUUUGUUUAUCGUCUUCUUGAUGACCGUUUAGGCUACACAGAGCAUUUAUUUUUAACCACCAUAAUGAAUUUUGUUUGUGUGUGUCAUCACAGUUGUGAAUGCUUGUGUCCUAUACAAAUUUUAUCACGGCUCAGCUUCCAGUAUUAUAAGAUGUACUGUAGAUAUACUGUAUGGCCUUUAUUCUGGAUUCUUCCUGUGAUGUUUCUCAAAUUUUGGAUGACUGUGAGUCAUAAAUAUGCCUGAUUUUAAUACACUCAGAAAAUGCGA